AUGCGCCCAGCGCCAGACCCGCUCAGGUCGGGUUUCUCCGGAUAUCAAAGGAGAGAUCGUGCUCGUUCCGGGCUAAUUUUCUCUGCUCAAGGUAUUGUUCUGUAUCGCUGCAACGGAGCCAUAAGAGACCAGGCCAUGAGGACUUUUCCCAAAAACAGAAGUUGCGAAGUUUACAGCGUCUCUGGUUCAGGAGCCUGCGCCCCCGCUAGUUCACCUGCACAGCAGGACUUGGGUGUGACAAAGCCCACCCAGACGUCAAGCCCAACUAACAGGGAGUCCCAGGCUGGAUCUGACAUCAAGAGCCCAACGAGCAAGAGAACAGAUUGUGAGGCAUGGAGUAAGUGGGCACUGAGGGCCUCCCCCCUCCUGCCCCUCUCGGCUGCCAUUGCACUGACGUUCCAUUUCCUUGCAUCCUCUCCAUCUUCCUCAUUGUUCUACCUUGGAGGAAGCGUUGAGUUCUCCAAUCUCAGCUUCUCCCCAGACCUGGCAGAUCCGUCGUCUACACAGUUCCGCCUCCAGUCUCAGGCACUAAGCCAUUAUUUCUCAGAGUUGUAUGAUUCUUCACCAUGGAGCUCGUAUUACCAGCACUCAGGAAUUAGUGCAUUUAGUGAAGGAGUGGAAGGUCUUUGUGUGUACUACUGGAGUAAGUUCUAUGCUCCUCCCACUAUUGCUGAGGAACUCCAGAGAGUGAACCCGGCCCGACUGCAGCGGCGACUGCCUGGUACCAACAAGGUCCUCUUUAGCAAGAACGAGGAAUGCUACUACAUGGAGAAGGACGAGGACACACUGCGUCUGCUGGGUUUGAAUCCAGAUGAUGGUGGUGAUGCUGAUGAUGACGACGAUGAAGAUUCUGAUGACAAGGCGGAAAAGAUAAAGAAUCCUAACUCAAUUCAGAGUGGCAAGUGGCAGUUGGGGCUGCAGGCCAUGUCUUUUGACCUGUAUGCUAAGUACGGAAAUAAUCGCACACUCAGUCUCGUGAGUCCAAAGAAGCCGUAUUAUCAAUGGAGGCUUCGUGUGCCAUCUGGCCAUGUUGUGCAACUCGUCAUCCUAACACUUCAAGGGGCGACACCAGGUAGCUGUUCUGCCAACAAACUGUCUGCUUAUGACUUCUUACUGCCGCUUCAGAACAAGAUCAUUGCCAGAUGGUGUGGUCUGCCAAUAUCAGGAACAUCCCCUGUAGUGAAACUGACGUCGUCUGGAAACGUCAUGCUUGUCACUUUUUCUUUCAGUCGACAGAGGCAAGGGGCCAUCUUCAAAGCCUAUUUCCAGGCCAUACCCAAAACAGACUGUGGCGGUUUCCUCUCUGCAUGGAAUGGCACAGUAACCUCCCCUUACUACCCUGCCUACUACCCUCCAAAUGUGGACUGUAAUUGGAAAAUCAGGGCUCCGUUGCCGGGAUACCUUCUAUCUGUGACCAUUGUGAUGCUGGACAUUCAGGAUUCACCUUCAUCUAGCACCUGUGAAAAAGACUGGCUGGAAAUUGGUGGUGUCAAACUCUGUAACCCGAUUGGUGACAGUAGCAGAAAAAGAAUUUACUCUUCUCCCGUCCUGUUACAUUUUCACUCGGAUGAGUCUUUGACUCAUAAAGGCUUUUACCUUAUCUACAGAGCCUUCUCUCCUGAAAGUGCCUGUCCGAGGCAGUUUCGAUGUGGAGAUGGGAAGUGUAUUCCUCUGAGGAAGGUGUGUGAUGGAGACAAAGACUGUUCUGAUGGACGAGAUGAGGCAAAAUGCAACACAUGUAAACCAGGAGAAGUGAUGUGUAAUGGACAGUGCAGACCACACAGCCAGUGUAACACCCAGUUUCCAUGUAGUGACAGUAGUGAAGAAACUAACUGUGGAGGUAAAUGCUACCUCAUGUGCCCAAACAAAAUCUGCCUCCCCAAAGCCUCGGUGUGUGAUGGAAUUGUGGACUGCAAAGACCGCAGCGAUGAACUCAAUUGCACAAGAGCAUUUCAGAAAGGAUGCUCUCCCUCCUCCUUCAAAUGUACCAAUGGAAAAUGCUUAAAUAAGAUCAAUCCAGAGUGUGACGGCAUCAAAGACUGCAAAGAUGGCUCAGAUGAGUUGCGCUGUGGUUGUGGCACACGACCCAGAAAGAGGGCAAAGAUUGUGGGUGGAACAGAUGCCCAGGCUGGCUCAUGGCCUUGGCAGGUCAGCCUUCAAAUGGAGCGCUAUGGCCACGUGUGUGGGGCUUCUCUGGUGGGCAGCCGUUGGCUUGUCUCUGCAGCUCACUGCUUCCAGGACUCAGAUGCAAUUAAGUAUUCUGAUGCACGAUCGUGGAGGGCGUACAUGGGUAUGCGAGUAAUGAACUCGGUCAGUAAUGCAGCAGCCACCAGACAGAUCCGACGUAUCAUCUUGCACUCUCAAUAUGACCAAUUCACCUCCGACUAUGACAUCGCCCUUCUAGAACUGAGUGCCCCUGUCUUUUUCAAUGAGUUGGUACAGCCAGUCUGUGUGCCUGCUUCCUCUCAUGCCUUUUCUUCUGGAACCAGCUGCUUUGUCACGGGAUGGGGGGUUCUGUCAGAGGAGGGUGAGUUGGCCACAUUGCUGCAGGAGGCAACAGUUAACAUCAUCAGUCACAACACUUGCAAUAAAAUGUAUGACGAUGCAGUCACUCCAAGAAUGCUUUGCGCCGGGAACAUUCAGGGAGGAGUGGAUGCUUGUCAAGGAGACUCUGGGGGACCUCUGGUGUGUCUGGAACGUGGGCGGAGGUGGUUUCUAGCAGGCAUUGUGAGUUGGGGCGAGGGCUGCGCCCGACAGAACCGGCCUGGCGUUUACACACGUGUCAUUAAGUUCACAGACUGGAUUCACCAGCAGACGAAAGGCCAGGUGUGACGAGCACACAACCACACGUAUAUACACCAGAGAAUGGGUAUUAUUAUAAUUUGCCCACUCUCAUUUGCGUGUGACCAAGUGACACCUGCCCAGUUCUCAUGGUGCCCAGAUACACAGCAAACUUGAACACCUCUGCAUUGGGAGCAGUUUUCUGUCAAAUGCUGUUGCUCAGCGUAUGAAACCUUCGUCCACAGCCUUUAGCAACUUCACUUCUCACUGUGAUACUUUAUGCUCCAAAACUUAAGCUCUGCCACCCACAGACCAACUCUAUAAGGCCUUGACAGUGGACUACUAGAGUAGAGAUUUUUACAAGCAAGUUGAAGAGGUACACAUCUUUCAUUAUUUGCAGUGGAAAGAGUUCUCUCGGCAAGAUCAAUUGUAUUAUUUGCAUACAGUGACUUGAGUGACUAAAUAUAAGCUUUCAUUCAUGUAUUCAUGUUAAUGUAAUGAUUUCUAUGUUUUAUUGUUUUAGGAUUAUUUAAACCCUGUACCACAUUGUCCAUUUCAAAUUUGUCCAACUUUCAAAUUGAUUGCAUGUCAAAAAAUAUGACAAAUGUUAAUUUUAGUCAUUGUAUUUUAAUUUUUUAUUAUUUUUACUCUCCUUUUUUCACAAAUGCUUGUUGUCAAUGGCGCACUUUCACUCAGAAGGAAAAAACAAUGCCAGUCCUUAAGACUGGUCCCUCUACUGGUCGUGAUUUGACACUACAACUUACUCCUCAGUACUCCUUAGUUAUGCAAACAUUAUGUUCUGUAUUCCCGACAAUAAGAUGUAAAUGUAAAAACUGAGAAAUUGUUGAUACUUUAUAUUAGACGUGAAAAUUAGAACUAUAUUA
This is a messenger RNA of Xyrauchen texanus (razorback sucker), 3665 nucleotides long. RefSeq names its product suppressor of tumorigenicity 14 protein. NCBI's taxonomy places the organism in Eukaryota, Metazoa, Chordata, Actinopteri, Cypriniformes, Catostomidae. Gene Ontology annotation, biological process: acrosome reaction; proteolysis. The record is from RefSeq and is a predicted model, not a curated record. Gene Ontology annotation, molecular function: serine-type endopeptidase activity; protein binding.